Molecule: messenger RNA, 2223 nt
Organism: Chlamydomonas reinhardtii
Lineage: Eukaryota; Viridiplantae; Chlorophyta; Chlorophyceae; Chlamydomonadales; Chlamydomonadaceae
Exons: 16
Coding region: 91-2094 (667 amino acids)
Biological process (GO): protein K48-linked deubiquitination
Molecular function (GO): cysteine-type deubiquitinase activity; K48-linked deubiquitinase activity
Source: RefSeq, a predicted model, not a curated record
GUAAUAUUUUUGUGACUUGCAUUAUUACUCAGUAGACUUGCGUGGCUACGGGACGACCGCGCCUGCCCGCGAGGACUCGUGUAUGGACCAAUGUCAGCAGCCCCUGAAUCCGUGAAUCCCACCGAUAUUGUAGAAGCUUUGGUUAGGGAGUACCUGGUUCGUGCAGGCUGCACAAAGUCCUUGGAGGAGUUCAACAAAGAGAAGCCCAAACACAGCAAGAGCAUCACCAAGCGGGAGGUGCUUCGUAAGUCGCUGGGACUUGAUAAAGCAGCUGCUUACUACAAGAAGCAGAACCCCACUGCGGAGGGGGUGCCCGCGACACUAGACGUCUGGGUGCUGUACCAGAUGGCCAAAGUCAACACGUGGUCAGACGGGCCUGGUGCACAGGCGCCCCGCCCCGCGGCAAAGCCUGCUGCGGGCCCGCGAGGAGAUGGCCCGGAGGAUGCGUCCGCGCCCGUGGCUUCCUCGAUGAUGCCGCGCCGGCCCAGCGCUCUGGGGCUAGCCACUGCACCCACCGCUCCAGGGGGUCUUCCGCCGCCACGCCAGGGCUUUGCAGUGCCGUCGCCGUCAUCAGGGGCGUCGCCAGCUGGGACCCCCCGCCGCCCCGACGGCGCCAGCGACAACUCCCCGGCUGCCGCCCGACCCGCCGCACGGCUGAGCGCGCCGGGCAUGCCGCUCUCGGCGUCCGCCAGCGCGCUGCGCGGGCCCGGCCUGGGCUCCGGCUCGGGCACUGGCUCGCCCGCAGCGGGGGUGUCGCCGGCGCCGCGCAUGUCCACCAUGAUGAUGGGCACGCCCAACGCCGUCAAGAUUGCCAGCGGGCCGGCGACAGGGCCGGCGGGCGGCAUGUCCGCCACGGCGCCGCCUCGCGCGCCCGCCGCCCGGCCCUCUGGCGGCAACGAGCUGGUGCUGGAGGACUGUGACGAGGAGUUCGGGCAGGACGACGCGGGCGGCCACGGAGCCAGCAUGGGCGCGGCGGGCUUCGCCACCAUGCGCAUCUCGGGCGGGCCCGCGCUGCGCAAGCCGGGCACCCCCAUCUCGCCUGACACCAUGCGGCAACUGAAGACGCUGCUGUGGGGCAACAUGGGCCAGCCGCCGCCGUCAUGGAAGCAGGGCUUCUUCUUCAACACGCACGCGGGGCUGCAGUUCGGGCUGGUGCAGAAGCUGGGCGGCCCCUGCGGCGUGCUGGCGGCGGUGCAGGCGCACAUCCUGGGGGCGCUACACAGCCCGACCACCGGCUUCAACACGACUCCCCGCACGCCAGAGCAGCUGUCGGCGCUGACGGCCGCCAUUGCGGAGAUCCUGUGGGACGCCCGCAUGGGCCCCCACUCGGUGCUGGUGCUGCCCGAGGGCGAGGCGGGCGGCGCCGCCAGCAAGCUGGGCUACGACCAGCUGUGCCGCACACUCACCAGCCACAGCGCAUCCAGCCGGGAGGCGCUGGUGGACUUGGUCCGCGGCGCGCUGCCGCUGCUCAUGUCGGAGGACGGCUGGGGUGUGGUGCUGCUGGUCAUGAGCGCCGCGCUCAGCAGGGGCGUCGCAAACGUGCGGGCCGACAUGGACGAGCCCAACAACAGCCUGAUGGGCAUGCACGGCUACUGCACCCAGGAGCUGGUGCACCUGCUCAUACUGGGGUCGGCCACGUCCAACGUGUUUGACGGCAACAAGGACCUGGACGGCACCACCACGCUCAAGGGCAUCAGCCGGAAGUGCAGGCUGGGUAUGCUGACGCUGUUCGAGUGGUACAAGUACGUGGAGGUGGGCGCCUCGCUCAAGAGCCCCUCGCUGCCGGUGUGGGUGGUGUGCAGCGAGAGCCACUUCACGGUGCUGUUCGCGGCGGACAAGGACAGCGGCGCCCGCUGCAUGCGCGAUGCGCUGCCCUUCGACCUGUGCUACUACGACGAGCUGGCCAACAUGGACUCGAUCAUCAAGCUGUCUGUGUCCAAGGACCCGCGAGGCGGCUGGACUGCCAAGAUGGGCACCACCAUUGGAGACCGCGGCAAGUGCGAGGGACACAACAUCCCGCCGCUGGAGUGCGUGAUUGAGACGCGCUGGCCGGGCGUGAAGGUCGACUGGAACGGGCAUGACCCCAUUCUGUGAGCGCGUGCGUGAGGCGAGCUGAUGAGUUGCUGAUCAGGACGGGGCAUGGCGUGACGGUAUGUAGCGGUGGUGUGGCAUAGGCUAGCGGUUGCCGCGGUGUCUCGAGUAGAGAAUGUGGAAGCAGUGAGU